This is a messenger RNA of Pterocles gutturalis (yellow-throated sandgrouse), 2221 nucleotides long. It is a transcript of the gene KLHL4, whose product is annotated as kelch-like family member 4. The coding region runs from base 1 to 2163 and encodes 720 amino acids. The transcript is spliced from 11 exons. Lineage: Eukaryota; Metazoa; Chordata; Aves; Pterocliformes; Pteroclidae. The record is from RefSeq and is a predicted model, not a curated record. Gene Ontology annotation, molecular function: protein binding.
AUGUCAGUAUCUGGAAAGAAAGAGUUUGAUGUGAAGCAGAUCCUGAGGCUCCGCUGGAGGUGGUUCAGUCACCCCUCGCAAGGCUCCGCAGGCACGGGGGGCUGCCAUCCGCAGGAAGGAUAUGAGCACAGGGGGACACCGGUUCAGACAAGGUUGAAGAACCACUCUCGGGAAAGAAAUGGGCUGAAGAAAAACAGCAGUCCUGUCCACCACAAUAUACUGGCACCUGUGCCAGGUCCAACCCCAGCUCACCACCGAUCUAUUCAAACCUGGCACCGACAAAAUCUGAUAGAACACCUUCGAUCAAAUGAGGAUAUUCCCAAAAAAAGCACAGAGGAAAACUGUGUUGAAGAAGAUUCAAGUAAAACCACCCAGGAGUCGCAGAUGAUCACAGAAGAAAAUUCCCAGGAAUCUGCAGAGAGGCUAUCGACGACCAGCAGCUCACUGCUUGGAAUGAACACCAGCGGCUCGGAUGAGUAUUUCCAGUCUGCAAACCAUGCGGAGCAAACUUUCCGCAAAAUGGAAAAUUAUCUGCAGCAGAAGCAGCUGUGUGAUGUUCUUCUCAUAGUGGGAGACCAAAAGAUCCCAGCUCACAGGUUGGUUCUCAGCGCAGUGUCUGAUUACUUUGCUGCCAUGUUUACCAAUGAUGUGCGGGAAGCAAAACAAGAAGAGAUCAAGAUGGAGGGAGUAGACCCCGAUGCACUGAAAGCUCUGGUGCGCUACGCCUACACAGGUAUUCUAGAGUUAAAGGAAGACACUAUAGAAAGUUUGCUAGCUGCAGCUUGUCUUCUCCAGCUCUCCCAGGUUAUUGACGUGUGCUGCAGCUUCCUCAUGAAGCAGCUCCAUCCUUCCAACUGCCUGGGGAUCCGCUCUUUCGGAGAUGCUCAGGGCUGCGCAGAGCUCCUGAAGGUGGCACACACGUACACUAUGGAACACUUCACAGAAGUAAUAAAAAAUCAGGAAUUCCUUUUACUCCCUGCUAAUGAAAUCGCAAAGCUCUUGUCUAGCGACGACAUCAAUGUUCCGGAUGAAGAAGCCAUAUUCCAGGCGCUGAUGAUGUGGGUGAGGCACGAUUUGCAAAACCGGCAACGAGACCUAGGAAUGCUUCUGUCUUAUAUUAGACUGCCUCUACUUCCACCCCAGUUACUAGCCGAUCUAGAAAAUAGCCCAAUGUUUACAGAUGACCUAGAGUGUCAGAAACUUCUUAUGGAGGCUAUGAAGUACCAUCUGCUACCGGAAAGAAGGUCCAUGAUGCAGAGUCCUCGAACUAAGCCUAGAAAAUCUACAGUGGGUGCACUUUAUGCUGUAGGUGGUAUGGAUGCCACUAAAGGUACCACCACAAUUGAAAAAUAUGACCUUAGGACUAACAGCUGGGAACAAAUUGGUACUAUGAAUGGCAGACGGUUACAGUUUGGAGUCGCAGUGAUUGACAACAAGCUCUACAUUGUGGGAGGAAGAGAUGGUCUGAAAACUUCCAACAUUGUUGAAUGUUUCAACCCUGUCACCAAAGUCUGGACUAUAAUGCCUCCCAUGUCAACACACAGACACGGCCUAGGAGUAGCAAUGCUUGAAGGACCAAUGUAUGCUGUUGGUGGCCACGAUGGAUGGAGUUACCUUAACACCGUAGAACGGUGGGACCCCCAAGCACGGCAGUGGAAUUACGUCGCUAGCAUGUCAACCCCUAGAAGCACCGUAGGGGUUGCAGCGUUAAAUAGCAAGCUGUAUGCUGUUGGUGGACGAGAUGGGAGCUCCUGCUUGAAAUCAAUGGAAUGUUUCGACCCGCACACAAACAAGUGGAGUAUAUGUGCUUCCAUGUCCAAGAGAAGAGGUGGCGUUGGGGUUGCGACAUACAAUGGGUUUUUAUAUGCUGUGGGAGGUCACGAUGCACCUGCUUCCAACCACUGUUCUCGGCUUUCCGACUGUGUAGAAAGGUAUGAUCCUAAAACGGAUGCUUGGACAACAGUGGCCCCUUUGAGCGUACCUCGGGAUGCUGUUGGAAUUUGUCCUCUGGGGGACAGACUAUACGCUGUUGGCGGCUAUGAUGGCCACACAUACCUGGAUACUGUGGAGUCCUACGAUGCUCAAAAUAAUGAGUGGACAGAGGAAGUUCCUGUCAAUAUUGGAAGGGCUGGGGCAUGUGUUGUUGUUGUGAAGUUGCCCUGAUGGCUAUAAAGAUUGUGAAACUAAACUGGGUGGAGUUUCACGAAGGCUGAGUCAGGAA